This is a messenger RNA of Centruroides sculpturatus (bark scorpion), 578 nucleotides long. RefSeq lists its product as uncharacterized. The transcript is spliced from 11 exons. Bases 24 to 578 code for a protein of 184 amino acids. The record is from RefSeq and is a predicted model, not a curated record. Lineage: Eukaryota; Metazoa; Arthropoda; Arachnida; Scorpiones; Buthidae.
AAGUUUCUUAAGAUAAAAGAUAAAUGACUUUUACUUUAACAUUCGACAUGAAGCGGUUGUCAUCAGAAAUACUUCUGCCAGUUAUUUUCUUAUUCUUCAUCAAAAUAUGUGGCAGUCAAAUUUUAACGAAUUUUCAAAGCUUAAAGAUGAAAUCACCCAUUAUUACCGAAAGAGCUAUGGCAUGUUGUGUCUCUUCCUUAGAGAGCGCUAAAUCGAACGAAACAAAAUUCCAUAAAAUAAUGCGCGAAUGUAUGACUGAAAGUCAAGCUUACAAUCCCGAAUACGUUCCUUCAAGUUAUCCGAUUGAACAAUCGCAAUUAUUCUCCCAAUUAGCUCAAGACAGCGUCAUUCAGCCAGCGUUCGCAUUUCAAAAAAUUCCACAGAAACAUACAAAAACUUUAAUUGAUUCGCUUAAAGAUUCCGGAAUAUUGGAAGAGUCUUUUACAGAUACAACUGUCGAGCCAUAUGUAAUUUAUUCAAAUGAUCAAAUGUUUAUCGAGAGAAGAAGACGUCCAUCAUCUAUUCGAUCACGGCCUGAGAAUGUGAGAGGAAAACAAAGAAUAGUCGUAAGUAAAUAG